Molecule: messenger RNA, 348 nt
Organism: Lodderomyces parapsilosis
Lineage: Eukaryota; Fungi; Ascomycota; Pichiomycetes; Serinales; Debaryomycetaceae
Gene: MRP2
Product: mitochondrial 37S ribosomal protein uS14m
Exons: 1
Coding region: 1-348 (115 amino acids)
Biological process (GO): translation
Cellular component (GO): ribosome; mitochondrial small ribosomal subunit
Molecular function (GO): structural constituent of ribosome
Source: RefSeq, a predicted model, not a curated record
AUGCCUUUUAGAUUCCCAGUAAAGUUUGAGAUUCCCAAACAUACUCACAUAAAUGCUCGUGUUUUAAGGGAUCAGUUCAAAAGGCUACAAUUUGCCGAACAUGAGGUUACAAGAAAUGCAUUGAAAUAUAUUGCCAGAAACGAGGAUUUACCCUCGAGGGCCAGAGUUGAAGCUCAAUUACAGUUGGCUAGUAUGCCAAAGUACACUUCUUAUGUGCAAAUUAGAGACAGAUGCGUUGCUACAGGAAACUCUAAAUCUUUGAUUCGUGAUUUCAAAUUGAAUAGAACUGCCUUUAGAGAUAGAGCUAGAGCAGGACAGAUUCCUGGUGUGAAAGUUGCUUCGUGGUGA